GAUAGCAGAUACUACAAGAGUCAUGUUUGAAAAAAAGACACCUGCUUAAGUUUUUGGAUGUGAGAUGUUAACAAUGGAUUACAAACAGGCUUUUUUCAUAAAUGCCACUAAACUAGCAUGGCGAGCUGACAUAUAUGGUGCUCCAUCUGUUCCACAAGAAAUCAUGUUUCUAAACAUGAUAAUAUUUUUAUCCUCAAUAUAUAUUUGAGCUUCUUGUAGAUUGAUUCUUCUUUGAUAUUUGUUUUUAGCUUAUUACAAAAGCGAAUCCCUUCAUAAACUUUUGCUUUUUUGAUAAACCAUACAUAUGCCAUUAACAACGUCUUGUCUCGCACAGUCUUGUCUCAUCCAGUUGUAUCCUAAAUUCUGUUUUUUUGUAGCUCUGUGCAUAAUUGCUACUCAAUGGCUUCGCUCAUUUAUUCAUCAAUAUGACAAGCUACAGAGUUAUUACUCAGAAUAAUUUAUUUUAAGACACUGGUAUCUAUUUUGAGAACAGUGGUGAGCACUUCUGAUACAGCAGGCAUUAUUAAUCUUUCUCCAAUUGUAUGAGAUUUUCCACACUUUGCUAUCAUUUUAGAAAUGUUAUAAGCAGCAAUGAGACCACUGUCAAGGUCAUUUUUAGAUUUCUUGGCAAGUAACUGGAGUGUGCAACAUUUUUCAAAUGUUUCUUUCAUUUUCUGGAACUGAGUAUAAGUAGUCUUUUCAGGGUGUUUUUUAUGGAAGUAUUCCUGCAAUCUUGAUGGCUUCAGUCUUCAUUAGAUGGUACAGUAUUACAAAUAAGACACGUAGGGUAUCGCUGAUCUGACGGAAAUGGAAUAAAACUAUACCCCGGGUAUGUAAUAUGGUAUUGAUGCACUUUGUUUCUUAGCAGGAUUAGAAUUCAAGGCUUUGCUGCUUUCAGACUCACUGCUUGUUUCCAGCCAGUGCUAUAUCAUUGCGCUACCUGUUUUCCAUAGAUCUGUAAAGAAAGUUGAGAGGGUGUACUUACCAACUGUUAAAAUUGCAUGAACUCACUCUAUGCUGCCAGUCAAGGGGAACUGUUGGGUACCCUUGUUGCUAAUUUAUGCAUCCCUAAUAAUGUCUGUUUGGUUGGUAAGGUUGGAUAACAUUGCUGGAUUUCAGUCACAUUGUGACGAUGAAUGCUCACCAUCUGCAGAGCUAUGGUUCCUCCUGUGUUCCAGUGCCUCAUCCUUUUUUUUUGGAAGUGCCUGCUCUCCUAACGGUUGUUCAGGUCUCAUGCCUCAAGUCAAGAUGCUUACCAAUUUCCACCCACCCCCCCCAAAUAAUCUUGAAUGCCCGUCAAUGACUUCUUUUUCCUCUAAUGCCCCCUUAGGACACGUAACUGUCCCAUUGGGAAUCACUGAUCUAAUUACUCCUUCUGAACAUAAUGGAGUAAUUUUUAAUAAUACAUUUGCAUUAUGCAUGCCCUUAACUGUAGGCAUUUUGAUAGGUCACAUCCAUCUUAUAAGAUUUAAAUGGCAGCUGAGAGAUUUCUUGAAGAGAAUUUUGGUAAGAAUUUACAGAUCGGGCGUAUGGGAUUUGAUGGCUUCCCUUCAAAACAUUUGUUGAGAUUGGAGAACCUUUUAUACAGAUUUCAAGUAGGAGUUGGCAGAUCUUUUGUAAAGUAAGGCUGCACAAUGGUGCACUGCUCUCUUGUAGCUCCAAGGUAAAGGAUUCAAUCUGAGUGCCAUGUGCUCCAAUUUCCUCUCACAUUUCCUGGCUGAUCAUUGCAACCUCUUAGGUAAUUUGCAAUGAGACAAGAAUAGGACUAAUGGAAUUAACCAGCAUGGAUUUAGCCAGAUGAGAUACCAGAACAGUGUUAAAGAUUUUAAAGGAGGAAAGAGACGGAAAGGUUUAGAGAGAGUAUUCUAGACCUAGGGAUUUAAGGGCUAAAAAAAAAUUAUUAUGGGGAAGAGCUGAAAUUGGAAAGUUGGGAACUGGGGAUUGGCUACAGACUUUAGAAGUUGCAGCAGUUAGAGGAACACAUCCAAAAAUCUUUUUGCAUCAAUAUUGGAGCAAAUAUUGCUACUACAGUUUGGGGAAAGGUUGUUGCUUGUAUCUAAGAGAAGGUUAGGAGUGCAUGAGUAGCACAUUGCUGGAGGGGGAGAGUUGAAUGGAGGUGAUUUGUCACUAUAGCUGAUUAUCCUAAGAAUACCCAGUGACAGUUCCAGGGCAAUAUGGCUCAAAAGUAAUGUCAUUGUGCACUCCCCAGAUACCAGGAAUUACCCAGAUGAAAAAUCUGGGUUGUGGAAAUCAGGAAUCAAUUUAAAUCUGCUAGUACAGGAAUAUGAGUGAAUGGGAUGAGGCAUUAUAUGGGCAGUAUUUUUGGAUGAGCUCAUGUUUGAGGGAAUGUGGUGAGAGAGGUACCAAAGGGUAAUGAUUUCAGCCACAGAGUGCUGAGUUUGACAAUGACAUGGAGUCGAAGGUAAUUGGUCAUGGUAGUAGAAUAGAUAUAGAGGCACAAGGGUGUAGGAUGCAGGAUUCAAAUAUGACACCGUGUUUAUAAAUGGUCUAGACACAGAACGGUACAAGAAUGCAGAGGAUAAAUGGAAAUUGUAGCUCUUGUAGAGCUCUGGGAAUGAAAGGAUCUUGUACUGAGUUCCGUGUGGUUAACAAAAUUCUUAUGGAGGACUGCACUUAGCUGCUUUUACAGAUGAACAAGAAACUUUAUACUUCAAAGCCAAAUGUUACUUAUGUAAGAUUUUGUUAUAAACUAAUGGAGCCCCGUCUACUUCUAUGGCAGAAAGCCAGUGGCUUACACAAUUCUUGUCAAGUUGCUCUUAUUCGCUAAUUAAUGCUUAAGUUAGGAAAAUUGGCUUAUAUAAAUUAUAGAGUUGUUACAUUAUCAAAGGAGACCAUUCAGUCAAUGCUGACUGUUUAGAAGAAUCCAAUCAGUACCAGCUUGCUAUAGACCAAUCAAAUUAGUCCCAGUCGAUGGUUCUGCAAAUGAUUCUUUGUUCAAUUAUCUUUAACAGUUCCUGACUUGUUCAUUUCUAACACCUUCAUAAGCAUUGAGUUCCAGAUCAUAAUCCAUGAGUUCCAGUUCAUAAUCCCUCAAAGCAUAAAAUUUGUCCCUUGCUUCUACCCUGUUCUUUUUCCUGUCAAUUUGAUUAUGUGCUUUCUGGUCCCUAGCCCAAUUACUAAUGGAAAUAGCUUCUAUUCAUCCUGAGGGUGACUAAGAAGCAUACAGAAAUGUGAUUGUUCAGCUGGUUGAGUGGUGUCAUAACAACAGCCUUGCACUCAGUAUUAGUAAGACCAAGGAAUUGAUUGUGGGCUUCUGGGAAGAGAAGUGGAGAGAACACACAUCAGUCUUCAUUGAGGAGUCAGCAGUUGAAAGGGUGAGCAGCUUCAAGUUCCUGGGCAUUAAUAUCAUAGAGCAUCAAUCCUGGGCCCAACAUAUUGAUGCACUUACGGAGAAGGCAUGCCAGCAUGUAUAUUAAAUUAGGAGUUUGAGGAGAUUAGAUAAGUAAGUCACCAAGGGUUUUUAUAAAUGUCUAUAGAUGUAUAGUGAGAGCAUUCUGGCUGCAUCACAGUCUGGUAUGGAGACUCCAUUGUCACUAAAGAUUUUAGCAAAUUUCUACAUAUAUACUAUGGAGAGUAUUCUGACAGGUUGAAUCGCUGUCUAUUAUGGAGGUGUCAAUGCACAGGAUUGGAAGAGGCUUCAGAAGAUUGUAGUCUCAGCCUGUUCUAUCAUGGACAUGAGCUUCCCUGCUCUGGAGGAUUACUUCAAAAGGCAGUACCUCGAGAAAGUGGUAACUACUUUUAAGGAACCUCACCAUCAAUGACAUGCCUCUUCUCAUUACUACCAUCAAGAAGGAGAUACAAGAGCCUGGAGACACACAUUCAACAUUCAAGAACAGCUUCUUCCUCCUUGCCAUCAGAUUACUGAAUGGUCCAAGAAUUGUAUCUCAACUAUUUUGUUCUCCUUUUGCAUUUACAGUAAUUUUUUAUGUAUUGCACUGUACUGCUGCUGCAAAACAACAAUUGUCACGUCAGUCCAAGCCUAUCAUGAAUUUGUACAUUUCCUUAAAGCUCUCCUCAGUCAUCAGUGCUUCAAGGAGAAUCAUUCUGACUUUUUCCAGCAUAAUACUGUAGGUGAAAUCCAUUAUCACAGGACAAUUCUAUUUGGUCAGAAUCUGCACACUUCUUAUUUUCUAUCAUUUCCCUGAUUAAGCAAAAGUGUGAGUUUGAGUUUUUUAAAUAUAUUUAUUCAAGGAAAAUGGGCUUGGCAGACUAACCCAGUGUUUAGUUAUCCAUCAUAGUUGUCCUUGAGAAGGCAAUAGUGAACUUUUUUUUUGAAUUGCUACUAUCCUUGUGGGCAUACUCACAAUGCUGUUCAGGGGAAAGUUCCAGGAGUAUGAUGCAGCAGCAAAGAAAUUGCAAUACACAUUCAAAUCGUAUAGCCUGAAUGAUAGGAUUUGGAGGCCAAUUUCCAGGUGGUGGUGUUUCCGUGCUUUUGCUGACCUGACAUGAUGUCAAAGGCAAAUACUCUUACUUCACCUCUAGUAUUCAACUCUUUUGACCACAGCUGUAAUGUGAUUAGGAGCUGAGUGCCUUUAGCAGAACCCAGACUAAGCUUCUGUGAGCAGGUUGUUGAUAAGCAAGUACCACUUGAUAGCACUAUUGAUUAUCUCUUCCAUCACUUUGUUGACGAUCAACAGUAGAUGAAUGGGGAAUAUCUGGCUGGUUUGGAUUUGUCCUUUCUGUUGAGGACAGGACAUACAGUACCUGGACAACUUUCCACAUUGUCAGGUAGGUACCAGUGUCAUUGCUGUACUGGAACAGCUUGGCCAAGACACCAUGACAAGUUUUGGAGUACAAGUCAUUAGUACUAUACUACAGUGUCAUCAGAGCUCAUGGUUUUUGCUAUAACCAAUGCCUUUAGCCAUUUCUUGGUAUUGGCUGAAUUCUGGCAUCUACUCUGGAGUAGGCCAAGGUGGACCAUCCCCUCAGCACAUCUUGCUGAAGAUACUUGCAGCGUUUUUCUUUUGCACUGAUGGGUUGUGACUGAAAGGGGUGUGUGCACCGAGCCGCUCCUUAAAAUUAGCCUGACAUAACUGGAAAUAAUUUUUGAAUAUGCACCGCAGUCCAAAUACCAUAGACUUGGAGGUGUUACGCCUGUGACCCCCCUCCUUUUUGAGAAUCGCAGGAUCACUAUUAAGUCAGGCCAGGAGACCCAGGAAAUGAGAGAGAGACGUUUGGAAUGUCCUGGCCCUCAGUAAUACAAAGCCACGGAACAGGUCAUUGUCUCUUGGAGACGGAAUUGUGUAUUGAGUACUGUACUUCAUGGAAGCCCUCAGGGAAUGAUCAGAGGGGGUUGGUUGAGGGAUUGCAUCAUCCCAACCUGAUUGACAUCUGAGACCCUGUGAGUCAGGAUAAAAGAGGGUCUGGGGAACAGCCCCUAGACACGCACCAGGAGAAACGCUAGAAGUCCUGUGACAGCGUUUAAUAGCGACAGCCGGUGGAGGGCCCACGUGUGUCCUUUCCCAUUGCCCCGAUUGAGGCCCUACCACGGAAGGCGGCUUAGCUAAGGAAGAGAUCACCACCGACGCUAUUUCAAAGGAUCGACAUCAUAAAACGGAAACCGGGCAAGUUCUAAACCUCCAUCUCUCUCUCCAACCAAAAGCUGCCGCCUGAAUGAACUUGAGUGACUUUUAUAUUUACAUUGGACAAUACAUUAUCCCCCUAGACAACGAUAGAGCUAUUUCUUAUUGAUUAUUAUUAUACCCGCUCUUUUAGAUUUAGUAUUGAUGACAUAUAUUAUCUGUAUGUUUGCAUUGAUAUUAUUUUUGUGUAUUUUUAUCAAUAAAUACUGUUAAAAAUAGCACCAUCAGACUUCAAUGGACCUCUCUAUCUUUGCUAGUAAGUGACCCAGUUACGGGGUACGUAACAAUUGGGGUUCUCAUCUCGGGAUUUGACACCAAAUUGGGAGGCCAGUGAAUCGGGCUUGUAAGUCCAAACCUGGAUCUGGUAUGCGGGUAGCCAGACGGGAAACCAGCAAAGAUGGACAUGGAUAAAUUUAUAGAAAACCCGACUCUGGAGGCGCUAGAGGCGGCCACCAAAUCGGACUUGAUAAAUAUGGCGAAAGGGCUAAACCUCGCAGAGGUGAGGUUGUCAAUGAAAAAGCGGGAGGUGCGAAGGGCCAUAACUCAGUAUUAUAUUGGGAAGAAUGUGUUUGCAGCUGAGGUAUUGGAAAAUAUCCCUGAAAAGGUACCAGCUAGUGGGAUGGCUCAGUUAGAGCGGGAGAAAUUAAGGUUGGAACAUGCAAUUAAGUUAAAGCAGCUGAGAAGGAGAAAGAAAGAGACGAGAGAGAAAAAGAAAGGGCCGACAAACAAAGGGAGUAUGCGCUCCAGCUAAAGGAGUUAGAGGUGAAACGGGAGCAUGAGCUCCAGCUAAAGGCGUUAGAGGUGAAAAAAGAACAGGACAGGGCUGAGAAACAAAGGGAGCAUGAAAUUCAGUUAAAACAGCUGGAAGCAGCUGAAAAGGAGAGAGAGAGGGUGAGAGGGCCGAGAAAGAGUGGGAGAGAGCCGAGAAGGAGAGGGAGGCAGAGAAACAGAGGAAACAUGACUUGGAGAAGUUAAGGCAAGAGCGAAGAGAUCAAGGGUCAGACCAAGAGGAGUGGUUUAAUGUUAGUCGGGAGUUGAGGUUAGUACCUCCAUUCGAGGAGACGGAUGUUGAUAGUUAUUUCUUGCUUUUUGAAAAGGUGGCAGUGAAUCAGAAGUGGCCCAAAGAUCAGUGGGUGGCGCUGUUACAAAGUGUGUUAAAAGGGAAAGCACAACGAGCAUAUACGGCGUUGGCCAUGGAGGAGGAAGAGGUGGAGAGUUAUGACAAAGUAAAAGCGGCCAUUCUCCGGAGUUAUGAAUUGGUACCUGAAGCGUAUAGACAAAAGUUCAGAAAUUUAAGGAAAGGGUGGAAUCAGAUGUAUACGGAGUUUGCCUAUGAGAAGGGUGUGCUCUUGGAUCGUUGGUGUACAGCAGAAAUAGUGGAAGAGGAUUUUUGGCAUCUCAGGGAGUUAAUUCUGAUUGAGGAAUUUAAAAGUGGUGUUUCAGAGGAUAUCCGGAUGUAUUUGAAUGUGAAGCCAAAUAAGUCCAUCUCGGAAUUUGCUCGGUUCGCAGAUGAAUAUGCCCUAACCCACAAGACAAAGUUUUCCUCGAAUAUAAGUUCCCAGAGAGACCGUGGGAACGAUAGAGAAAGCCCGCCGGCUGAGGCAGAGGUCCCGCCGGGAGCUAGUGGUAAGAGUGGGGAGGAGAGGCAAGACGGCCAGAGAUUUCCAGGCUUGACCUGUUUUAAUUGUGGAAAGGGGGGACAUAUUGCAUCUAGAUGUUUUGCUCCGAGGAAGGAGACAGGAAAAGGGAAAGCAGCAGUCCCUGUCGGAUGUGCCAUGGUAAUCAGUAAAUCAACAAGAGAGCCCCGGGUAGACGGUACGAGAAGGGUCUGAAACUUGUAUGUCAAACGGAACUGUGUCUGUGAGAGAGGGAGACCCACCAGUUCCCUUGUGAAUCUGGAGAGACACGGGGGCUGAACUGUCAUUGAUUAGCAGUAAGGUACUGGAUUUUGGUCGCAAGACGGGAAUGGUAGCUGUGAAAGGAAUAGGAAAAGGGACGGAAACGGUGCCCUUGCAUAGGAUCAUUCUGAAUUGUGAGCUGGUAUCUGGACCAGUUGAAAUGGGGGUGCGAUCAGAAUUCCCAAGAACUGACGCGGACGUCCUUCUGGGUAAUGAUUUAGCCGGUGGUAAGGUUUGGUCAGCAAUGAAGCUGACGAGACAGCAGGUGGAGGCUCCGCCCCUAGAUCCCAAGAUCUAUCCAGCAUGCGCGAUCACUCGCAGCAUGUCGAGAAAGGCAGCUGAGAACGAGAGCAGUUUAAAUCCGGCCAGUAUCGAGUUGGCCGAGACGUUUUUACCAACCCUGUACCACGAGGGUUUAGAUGGUGGUAAAACCAAGAGUAGUAAAGUGAAAGAGAGUAAGGGAGAGGAGGCAGACCUGCCCUUAGCGAGGAGAAAAGUUCUAGAGGCACGAAAUAAAGAUGAGAAACAGAUAGAGCUGUUAAAAGGUCCAGGAUUGGACAUGGAUGAUCUGUCUGGUUUGGCAGAACUGUGUGAAGAAGUGGAAAAUUCUAAAGGUGUCGCCGAUAAUGAAAUGAGGGCAGUCCUAGAUGAAAAGGGUGCCCUCACCUUGAAGAAGUCUGCUGGGUUGGCAGAUGAGGUUGUUUCAGCCCGCGGAGGUGCUUGCUUUCAGUGCCUCUUGACAGAGGUGAAGCUGAGCGUCUCCUAGCAACUGGCCGUGCGUUGAUUGGUGCGUUUGGACGGCGCCAGUUUCAAACGGAGGGGCGGUGGGACCUUCCGGUCUAGCGAGUCGCUGCUGCCGAUCGCACCAUUUCUCCAUGGCAAUGAGCCAGGCCGAUCUGGCAGCACAGGAGGACAGGAGGUCGCAGCUGAAAAGCAACUCCUCGGCUCCUUCGAGCACGUGGGGGACGACGGCCUCCGCAGGCGAGUUGCAGAGGUUGCACACUCCCUCGACAGCGCCCUCCUUGUGAUGAAGCAGAGACUGCACCCUGGCCUGAACAUUUAGUACAAUACGCAAGGGAAUCACUGAUGCAUUUAGGAGGAUGUUGGGUUUCCUGAAUUUGUGAAAGACGAGUUGCCACUCGUAUGAUUGGGAAGUCCUAUAACUAAAGAAAUGGUCAGUGAAAAUGAAACAGAAAAACUAGUAAAAUCCAUCAGCUCUUCCUCAUUUGAGUGGAUUUGGUAUAUCACAGUACAACUUGCAGAUUUCUACAGACAAGAGGGCAUUCUGACUGGUUACAUCACAGCCUGGUAUGCAGCCUCUAAUGCACAGCAUCCAUCAUAUGCCCUUCCCACCAUCAAGAAUAACUUCAAGAGGCAGUUCCUUGAGAAGAUGGCAUCCACUAUUUGGGACAUCCCUUCUCUUUACUAUAAUCUCUGAGGAGGUACGGGAUCCUAAAGACCCAAUCACAACAUUUUAAGAACAGCUUUUCCCCCUCUGCCGUUAGAUUUGGGAACAGUCGGUGAACAUCAUUGUUCCUCUUUUACACUAUUUUUGUAGCUUUUAUGUCUUGCUACUUUGCUGCUGUUGAAAAUCAACAGAUUCUAUAUUAACAGCUAACUUCAUAUAUCAGUUUUAAUAAGCCUGAUUCUGAUUCAUAUAGCCAGAUAAUUGACAUCCAAUAUCCACUGUGUCAUCUGUCAACCCUUAGUCUCCAUUCUAUUAGACUUUGUUCAUUCCACUCAUCCCACACCACAACUUUUAUAUCGAUUUUUUUUCCCCACUUCUCCAGUUCUGGUGGAAGAUCAUUGAUCUGAAAUAUUAGUUCUGUUUCUGUCCAUACAGAAUGCUGCCUGAACUGAUUAAUAAUUCCAGCAAUUGAUAUUUUUUAGCUUUUAAAUAUGGCCAGACUGGUAAAGUGAUUGCCAUGUCCCCAUAAAAUUUACAUUUCAUGGAAGUAAAACUUCAUCAUUAAUGAAGAUUUACAUUUGAAGAUGUUUUUACCAAUUCACCUCACAGGUACAACAAAAAUGAGCAGUGGCUUAUAUUAAUGAGAAAUGCAACUGUAGAAUAUCUUUCAAGUGACUUCUUGAGGAUUGU
Molecule: messenger RNA, 9599 nt
Organism: Hypanus sabinus (Atlantic stingray)
Lineage: Eukaryota; Metazoa; Chordata; Chondrichthyes; Myliobatiformes; Dasyatidae
Exons: 2
Coding region: 7569-8267 (232 amino acids)
Source: RefSeq, a predicted model, not a curated record